UCCGCCAGAGCAUGUGUAGAAGAGAAUUUGAAUAAGGCAUUAAAUGAAAAUAACGAUUUAAAAAAAGAAAAUUUUGAUUAUGUUCAAGUAUUGACUAAUAUGAAAAAGGAAAUGGAGGAUUUACAAAUGCAAAUAAAAUUACUGGAAAAGGAUAAAACACAAAUUGAUGAUGAGUUGCAAGAAAGUAAGAAAGAUUCCAAUGAAAAAUUUGCACAAAUACAGCAGCUGGUGACUGAAAAGAAACAGCUCGAGGAUCACAUCGAAGAAAUUAAAAAUAACGCUAAAGCUUACCAGGAUAUCGCCGAAGGUAAACAAAAGGAUUUAGAGAUUCAACUUCAAAACAAGGAUAAUGAAAUAGAUACGAAAGUUAAUGCUAUAAAUUGUCUCAUGUCUGAGGUGAAGACAGCAACAGAUGUUAAAUUUAAACUCGAAGAUACCUUGGCCAAGGUUAAGAAAGAGAUGGAACAAGAAAGAGACGCUAUGAAAGAAGAGGAAGAGAAAUCGAAGAAAGAAAUUAAAAAGCUUCAAGAUAGCGUUCGAGUCAAAGAAGCUGAACUUACUCAGAACAUGUCUAUGAUUCUGGAGUUAAGAAGCGAAAAGGGUCGUCUGCAGCAGACCAUCCAAGACAUGCAGAAGACCUUAGACAACGUGGAGAAGGAGCUGACCGGUCGCCGCUGGCCGCCCCCUAAGGAACAUUUCGUCCCCGAGCUCGACGAUAACGCCGUCAUGAUGACCCCUUCCCGAGCGAAAGUAGCAAGACAAGAAACUGUUGGAAAAAGGCUGGAGCUGACGCCAACCGCCGCCCCCUCCGUGUCCACUGCGCCCACCGCGCCCAACGCGCCCAUGGCUGCCAUGAGUCCAGAUAGUUUGUUCAAAAUCUUUUCCGACUCUAGCUCUGAUGCCGAUGCACCAAACGAGACGGCAGUGAAGCGCUGUUUCGCUGCUCUGUCUCGUGGCGAAACUCUGUCGCGUGCGCAACUGGCCACGUUGAAAAAACAACCUAAUCGCAUUGAACCAAGGAACCAAAUUCAAAAGCAACAAAUGCCACAAGAAAUUGUAUCAAAUGCGAAGGAGGAUACUGUAAAGACAAGACCUCGAAAGUUCUUCAAGCAUAAGAGGUUGGAAACAAAGAAAUAG
Molecule: messenger RNA, 1137 nt
Organism: Papilio machaon (common yellow swallowtail)
Lineage: Eukaryota; Metazoa; Arthropoda; Insecta; Lepidoptera; Papilionidae
Product: DNA repair protein RAD50-like
Exons: 8
Coding region: 100-1137 (345 amino acids)
Molecular function (GO): protein binding
Source: RefSeq, a predicted model, not a curated record